This is a messenger RNA of Colletotrichum fioriniae, 2163 nucleotides long. RefSeq lists its product as uncharacterized. Lineage: Eukaryota; Fungi; Ascomycota; Sordariomycetes; Glomerellales; Glomerellaceae. The record is from RefSeq and is a predicted model, not a curated record. Gene Ontology annotation, biological process: protein ubiquitination; Ras protein signal transduction. Gene Ontology annotation, molecular function: zinc ion binding; ubiquitin protein ligase activity. Gene Ontology annotation, cellular component: cytoplasm.
AUGCGGACCUUCUUCUACCACCUCAAGUUCGAGCUUUAUCCCACUUCAAGCCCCGCACUCGCCGACACCAAGGUCGUCAAAGGGAAACAGCAGGAGGAAGCUCCCAGUAAAGACGUGUGGCUUCCGCCGAAAGGCGCCAACAUCUUCGCCGAACUUCCCGCGCAUUCUAGGAAAAGUUCGAAGAGGCCAAGUACGAGCUUCCGACCGCAAUCUUCACCACUACAAGCCUUCGAACUACCCUACCCUGCCGAUACCUAUCGAUCGAGCACACCACGAGCACCGGAGGCUACUUCGAACCCGAGCCUCAUCGACUGCGGACCUUCCAGAGCUCCGGUCAAGGAAGACAGUGGCAGUAACAUCGAGAGGAUAACCGAGAGGCAGUGGAGAGCUCGUACGCAGAGCUUCCCACCCCCGCCUUCUUCGGCAGCGAUCCGACCAGAAACGGCAGUCAAGGAUUGGCGCUUUGGUCAGGUCAGCAUCGAGAGCAUCGACAUCGAGUCGGAAAGCGACCAUUAUACAGACCAAAUGGCGGCUGAGGCUACGAGCUCUGGAGCAGACCUAGGCGUCGGUCCGACGUUUGGCGGCGCCGGAAUCUCCACGAAGGCGAAGUAUGUUCCACUCGACACAAAGAGUACGGAAGUAGGCUGGGGAGUAGUACAUUUUUACCGCGACGAGGAGGAAACACCUGCCUUGGGGCUGCCGUCUUCAGAAGGAGACGAUGUCGAGGCAGAAGAAUGCACGACGCUUUGCAUACCUGCAGUUCCAAGUUACUUGAGCCCGGGCGACUUCAUAGGCUACGUCGGGGAGAAAUGGAGGAACGACAUCAGUCACUGGCGAAUGGUCAUGACGGCUAGGAUGAAUCGGUAUUUAGUGCUCCUAAAGUUUGGAAACAGCGAGAAGGCGCGCGCGUGGCAGAAGGAGUUUGACGGAAAGGUCUUCAACAGUAUGGAGGCGCAAGUUUGCCAUGUUGUCUUUGUCAAAUCGAUCACCUUUGAGACACCGACUCGAGAAAACAAGACGUUUCCCGACCUCAAUCACGAUCCUUUCACGCCUUCCUCCGUCGUCGCCUCGAGCAGUCUAAGGCCUUUCCCUCCGCCGACGCCGAAUCUCAUCGAACUACCUACUUGCCCCGUGUGUCUCGAGCGCAUGGACGACACGACAGGUCUGAUGACGAUUCCUUGCCAGCACGUCUUUCACUGUACCUGCCUGCAAAACUGGAAAGGCUCAGGAUGUCCAGUUUGUCGACACACGAACCCCGAAACUGCAUACGAUCCAUCGAACCCAUAUACACAACCCUUUGGCUCUUCCGUAUCCAACUUGUGCAGCGUAUGCGAUUCCACCGAUGACCUAUGGAUCUGCCUUAUCUGCGGAAAUGUUGGCUGCGGUCGAUAUAAGGGCGGCCAUGCCAAGGACCAUUGGAAAGAGACGGCUCAUAGCUUCUCUCUGGAGCUGGAAACACAGCAUGUAUGGGAUUACGCUGGGGAUACGUGGGUACAUCGUUUGAUCCGUGAUAAGGGUGACGGCAAGGUCGUGGAGCUCCCGGGCAGCAACGGACAUCAUCGCGGACCGGAAGGCGGCUAUGAAGAUACUGUUCCCCGCGCAAAGCUGGACAACAUCGGCUUGGAAUACACUCAUCUCCUGACUAGUCAACUUGAGUCACAGCGGGUCUACUUUGAAGAGAUGAUCAGCAAAGUGGCGGACAAGGCCUCAAAAGCGGCCGCGAUAGCCGAGUCUGCAUCGGCGCAAGCUACCACAGCUCUGGAAGAGAAUGCCACCCUCAAGACGGAGCUGACACGUCUCCAAACGCAAGUCAUACCACAACUCGAGCGGGACGCUGAGCGUGACCGUGCAAAGGCCACCAAGGCCCAGGAACUGGCCCGCAAUAUGGGCAAAGCCCUUCAAGAGGAGAAGCAAGUCACGCAGGGACUCAUGAAGCGCGUAGAGCACAACAAAGCCGAGCUCGACACCCUGAAGAAGAGCGAGGCGUCUUACAAGGAACAGGUGGCGGAGCUGCAGGAAAUGAACAGAGAUUUGUCCAUGUUUAUAUCGGGACAGGAGAAGUUGCAGCAGAUGGAGAAGUCGGGCGAGAUUGAGGCUGGUGAAAUCGCGGAAGGGAGCGCCAGCGUUCCUGAGAAGAAGGGCAAGCGGAAAGCGAAGAAGUAA